Messenger RNA from Prunus mume (Japanese apricot), 982 nucleotides. Its product is annotated as Cytochrome b561/ferric reductase transmembrane protein family. Gene Ontology annotation, molecular function: transmembrane monodehydroascorbate reductase activity; heme binding. The record is from RefSeq and is a predicted model, not a curated record. NCBI's taxonomy places the organism in Eukaryota, Viridiplantae, Streptophyta, Magnoliopsida, Rosales, Rosaceae.
AAAGCCACAAAAUAAUGAUGAGAAACUGAAAGCUAGCAGUGUAGAGAGAGUAAAUUGAAGUAAGGCUUUGGUUCUCUUCUUCUCUUGGCCUUGUUUCACCCUCACAAACACAAGAAUGCAAACUUCUCUCAAGCUAUCAUCUUUGGCUAUUUCUACAUGUUAUGUUCUUCUUCUACCCUUAGUUGGCUGUUCAUAUCAUGAAGAGGGCAACCAACCCAACAAUAAGAGCACAGAAGAACACUCUCACAAGUUGAGUCCUCAGAUGACAUCCAAUGUCACAGUUCAUGGGCUCCUCUCAUGGUUUUCGAUGGGGUUCUUAAUGCCUGUUGGAAUUCUUAUCAUCAGAAUGUCCGUUAGAGAAGAACGUGGGACGACAAGGGCCAGAGUUCUCUUCUAUCUCCAUGUUAUUUUACAGAUGCUCUCAGUGCUUCUUGCCACAGCUGGAGCUGUCAUGUCCCUCAGAAACUUUGAGAACUCAUUCAACAACAACCACCAAAGAUUAGGUCUAGCACUUUAUGGUGCCAUCUGGGUGCAAGCCUUGAUAGGAUUUUUCAGGCCUCACAGGGGAAAGAAAGAGAGAAGUUUUUGGUACAUGGUGCAUUGGAUGCUUGGAACCCUAAUAUCAUUGGUUGGGAUCAUCAACAUAUACACUGGUUUAAAUGCCUACCAUAAGAGAACACAGAGAAGCUCAGGGCUUUGGACUCUCCUUUUCACAGCUGAAGUGUCUUUCAUUGCUAUCUAUUAUCUAAUCCAAGACAAAAGAGAGUACAUACAAAAGCAAGCAGUGAUUUUAGGCAAUCUUGAACCAAUCACUCAAGAUCAAGAAAAUGUUCAAAGGCAAAACCAAAAGGAUCUGCUGCCUCAGCAGCCAUGUGGCAAACACAAUGCACUCAAGAACUUGUUUGACUAACAUGGGCUUCUUUUUUCUCUCUUUUAAAAAAAAAAUCACCCUUUAGUCUGUCUGUCUGUCUGUCCAUCUUUC